Messenger RNA from Oncorhynchus gorbuscha (pink salmon), 6711 nucleotides. Its product is annotated as contactin-associated protein-like 2. The record is from RefSeq and is a predicted model, not a curated record. NCBI's taxonomy places the organism in Eukaryota, Metazoa, Chordata, Actinopteri, Salmoniformes, Salmonidae. Bases 172 to 4116 code for a protein of 1314 amino acids. The transcript has 25 exons.
AGGCAUGUAACUAGCCGCUUGGUAGCAGCCACUUUCUAUAUAGCUAAUAAACCAUUAUCUGGAUAGCUGUCUUCAGCUUGCUUCCGCCUGUAGAGGCGGGUAAUGAAACAUCCAUAGGCAACGGAAAACACAACUUGCCAAAAUUUGCUUUGUUUCAAGCUUUAUUUAAAUAUGCUUCCGGGAAAGGAGCUAACGUUACUGCUCUGGAUCUUCAGUCGCUUCAGCAGCCUCAGCGCGGCAUCUUCAGCAUCCCGGAAAUGUGAUGAAGCGUUGGCCACGCCACUCUCUCACACAGCUUUUACCAGCUCUUCUGUGUAUUCCAGUGGAUAUGGGGCUGGAUACGCAAAGCUCAACAGGAGAGGAGGUGCUGGAGGCUGGUCUCCUGUGGACACUGAUCAUUACCAGUGGCUGCAGGUGGACCUGGGAACCAGGAAGCAGGUCACCUCCAUCGCCACACAGGGCAGGUACAGCAGCUCUGAUUGGACAAUGCAAUACAGACUCCUGUACAGUGACACAGGAAGGAACUGGAGACCAUAUCUGCAAGAUGGCAACAUAUGGGCAUUUUCUGGCAACUCCAACAGUGAGAGUGUGGUCCGCCAUGAUCUGCAGCAUGCAGUCAUAACACGCUACGUGCGCAUCAUCCCACUGGAGUGGAGCGAAGAGGGGAGGAUUGGCCUGCGAGUGGAGGUCUAUGGCUGUUCUUACUGGGCGGAUGUGAUCAACUUCGAAGGCCAGGGUGUGAUCUCCUACCGCUUCAAGAUGAAGAAGAUGAAGAUUUUGAAGGAUGUCAUCUCCCUGAAGUUUAAGACCACAGCCAGUAACGGUGUGCUCCUGCACGGGGAAGGACAGCAAGGAGACUAUAUUAGCCUGGAGCUGAAGAGAUCCAAGCUACUGCUCAUGAUCAACCUGGGCAGCAAUCAGUACGGCUCCAUCCUCGGACACACCUCUGUGACAAGUGGAAGUUUAUUGGAUGAUGACCACUGGCACUCCGUAAUUAUCGAGCGUUUCCGACGGAAUGUCAACUUUACCCUGGAUCGCCACACACAGCACUUCCGCACCAACGGGGAAUUUGAUCAUCUUGACCUGGACUACGAGAUCAGCUUUGGAGGCAUGCCUGUCUCUGCCAAGCCCAGCUCGGGAGGCAGGGAGAACUUUGUUGGUUGCAUGGAGGGCAUCACCUACAACGGAGAUAACAUUACCAACCUGGUCAAGAGAAAGAAAAUUGAUACUUCAAGUUUUAGGAACCUGACGUUCUCCUGCAGUGAGACGCACUCCUUCCCUGUGUUCUUCAACGCCACCAGCUUCCUGCGUCUCCCGGGGCUGCAGGACAGCGACACCCUGUCGGUCAGCCUGUCCUUCCGGACGUGGAACCCCAGCGGCCUGCUCUUCUACACGGCCCUGGCUGAUGGCGUGGUGGAGGUGGGCCUCACAGAGGGAAAAGUCACUGUCUACAUCAACGUCGCCCAGAAGAAAAACACACGUAUAGACAUCUCCUCAGGUUCGGGGCUCAACGACGGCCAGUGGCACAACGUCUACCUCCAUGCUCUGGAGAACUACGCCAUGCUGACCAUUGAUGGUGACGAGGCAUCCACUGUCAGAACGGUCAUUCCCAUUCAGAUCAGAACAGGGGGACAAUACUACUUUGGAGGCUACUUCCUGCGUACCAACACGCCCCCUGCCCAGCGCUCUUUCCAGGGCUGUAUGCAGCUGAUCCACGUGGACGACCAGCUCGCUGACCUGGUGGCUGUAGAGCAAGGCAACAUGGGAACCUUUGAGAAUGUCAGCCUGGAUAUGUGUGCCAUCAUAGACAGAUGUGUCCCUAACCACUGUGAACAUGGAGGCCGCUGCACUCAGACCUGGGACAGUUUCAGGUGCUCCUGCAAUGGGACAGGCUACACUGGGGCUACAUGCCAUACCUCCGUGUAUGAACAGUCCUGUGAGGAAUACAAACAUCUUGGUAAAACAUCUGGCACGUACUGGAUCGACCCUGAUGGGAGUGGUCCCGUAGGCCCCUUCAAAGUCAACUGCAACAUGACUGAGGACAAGGUGUGGACUACAGUGAGAAACAACCUGUCUCCCCAGACCUCAGUGAGUGGCUCAGACUUGGAGAGGAAGGCUUUGCUGCAGCUCAACUACAACAUGUCCACAGAGCAGGUGACAGCCAUCACGAGCAGUGCAGAGUACUGUGAACAGCAUGUAGCCUACGCCUGUCGAAUGUCUCGACUGCUCAAUAACCCAGCUGGGUCCCCAUUCACAUGGUGGGUUGGCAGGGCCAAUGAGAGGCAUUAUUACUGGGGUGGUUCAGGACCAGGGAUCCAGAAGUGUGCCUGUGGAAUCGAAAGGAACUGCACCGACCCCAAGUACUACUGCAACUGUGACGCUGACCAAACGCGGUGGAGAGAGGACGCUGGUCUCCUGGUGUAUAAAGACCAUCUGCCUGUGAGUCAGGUGGUAGUUGGUGACACUAACCGUGCUGGCUCUGAGGCUAAGCUGACUGUGGGUCCACUGCGUUGUCAAGGAGAUGGUAACUACUGGAACGCAGCAUCCUUCAACACGCCUGCAUCAUACCUGCACUUCCCUACCUUCCAAGGGGAGACCAGUGCUGACAUCUCUUUCUAUUUCAAGACUUCCUCCUCUUAUGGCGUCUUUCUGGAGAACCUUGGCAAUGCUGACUUCAUCCGCCUGGAGCUAAAAGCUGCCACGGUGGUGUCCUUUUCCUUUGAUGUGGGCAACGGUCUGGUGGAGCUGAGUGUGAGGUCAUCCACUCCUCUUAAUGAUGACCAGUGGCACAGGGUGGUGGCUGAGCGCAACGUGAAGGAGGCUGUGCUGCAGCUGGAUGGGCAGUUCAAGGAGGUUCGCCCUGCACCCCCACAGGGUCACACUCGCCUGGAGCUUUACAGCCAACUCUAUGUCGGUGCAUCGGGUGGCCAGAGGGGCUUUCUAGGAUGUAUCCGUGCCCUGAAGAUGAACGGUGUGACCCUUGACCUAGAGGAGAGGGCGAAGGUCACCCCGGGGGUGAAGCCUGGCUGCUCUGGCCACUGCACCAGCUAUGGGCAGCACUGCAGAAACGGUGGCCAGUGCAUGGAGAAAUACAACGGUUACUCAUGCGACUGCACCUUGACGGCGUAUGACGGGCCAUUCUGCACUGAAGACGUGGGUGGCUACUUCGAGAGUGGAACACUCGUUCGUUACGACUUCCUUCCCGAGGGGGGCCUUCCAGCCAUCAGGGAUGUGAAGAGCCUGUCUCCCCUGCUGCCCACGGAGGGCAACCUUACACAGGAGGAGCUGGUGUUCAGCUUCAGCACCUCCAACACCCCCAGCAUCCUGGUCUACAUCAGCUCCAGGACCCAGGACUACCUGGCUGUGGUGCUCAGACACAAUGGAACACUUCAGAUCCGCUACAGCCUGGGAGGCCUGAGGGAGCCGUUCACCAUCGACCUGGACCAGCGCAACAUGGCCAACGGGCAGCCCCACCACAUCAACAUCUCCAGGCAGGAGAGGAACAUACGGCUGCAGUUGGACCAUUACCCCCCAGUCAGCUACACUCUGCCUGCUGGCUCUGACACCAAGUUCAACCUGGUUAAAACUAUAUUCCUGGGCAAAGUCUUUGAAACUGGCCAGAUUGACCCAGUCCUCAUAGAGAAGUACAACACCCCAGGGUUCGUUGGCUGUCUGUCCAGAGUUCAGUUCAACAACAUCGCCCCUCUGAAGGCAGCACUGAGGUCUGGCAUCGUCGCCCCAGUGACCACCCAGGGCAUUCUAGUGGAGUCCAACUGCGGGGCGUCUCCUCUCACCAUCUCACCCAUGGCUGCUGCCAAUGACCCCUGGCACCUGGACUCAGCUGGUGCUGUAUUCCCAUUCAACGAGGAAAGAGUUAGCCGGGAUGGAGUUGAUCGGAACGCUGCAAUUAUCGGAGGUAUCAUUGCUGUGGUCAUCUUUACCAUCCUCUGCACCCUGGUGUUCCUGAUUCGCCAUAUGUUCCGUCACAAGGGCUCCUACCACACCAAUGAGGCCAAAGGGGCGGAGUCUGCGGAUUGUGCCGAUGCAGCCAUCAUUGUCAAUGACCCAGCCUUUACAGAAACCAUUGAUGAGAGCAAGAAGGAAUGGUUCAUUUAAUCAGACAUUCACAUUUUGGUACUGGUCAGUGGUGUGCCCAUUGCUCUUCACACUUCGCUGUGUGAGGACAAGGCUUUCUUUGAUGAGGAUGAUGAUGAGGAUGAUGAAUGAAUAAUGUGUAAAUGGGGCAUAGGAAGAUUUCCCCAUGGACUAGAUGUGUGCAUUGGCUGGCUUGUCUAUAAUGUAUUUACAUUGAGUGAGGAGUUGGAGGAGUUUUGGCAACAUGAUAUCAGUCAUUCACAUAGAGCCAUUAUUACAACUACAGCAUCACCUGGACUGAGAAUUAAAAAUUUAAAAAACAAUAUCACUUUUUAUAUUUAUUUUUUUCAUUACUGUUGAUGUCUUAAUGUUUUUAGCUUUGAUUGUAGAGAUGUUUAUGCCUGCAUUUAAUGGGUCAAGCACAUAAUGUACACUUCUAGUUCCUUUGCUGCCAAAUGAGUACCAAGUGAGUUGCUUAGAGACAAAAUGCUCUCCCUGCACAGAUUGAAAAACACAUUAAGGUUUAUGUCACUGACAUUUGAUUGUAUUGCAUUGUAAUGUAUUGGUUUGAUUGCACUGCAGUCCUUAUUAUGUGUAGAAUACAAUGGCAUGCUACACAACUAUGGCAUCCCUUCAUUGCACCAUUCCACACAGUAGCACUGGUAUUUCCUCACAAAUGUGUCUUUUAUCUUGCAGAUAAUUUUUUUGGGGGGCCAAAUUAUUCAGCAUGCUUAAUCUGUUUCCCCGGUCUUGAUACAUAUGAUGAUGGCUCUUCUUGUAAAAAAAAAAAUUGGCAUGAUAUGACAGGUUCACAUUUGGCAACAUUGUGACUUUUGAGAGGGAAGUGCUAUGAUAUUGUCAUGAAAAGGUUUAUUGUACAAACAAGCAGCAUAUUACUUAUAGUAAUGACAAUAUCCAAUGUGCCUUCAAGAUUCAGCCACUCUGCUUUCAUUUUUGGACUAUUUCCUUCUGGGUACACUGACUGUACCCUGAAUAUUGAACAAAAUAAAUACUGUAUGGCCAAUAGGGAUGUAUUUAUGAUGGUGGCUAUAUGCUAAAAGGAAAAGGACAGAACGUGGCUUAACUUCAGCUCCAUGGGCAGUGAUACACUAUACACACGCUUAACUAAUGCCUGAACUUCUAUGCCUUUGUUGGUAUCAAUGUGUAUAGUUCUGUAGCACAGGAGGCUGCAUGAGGCAACACAUGUAUUUGAUACAAUUCCAAUUAUUCCGCUCGAGCCAUUACCAGGAGCCUGUCCUCCCCAAUUAUUAAGGUGCCACCAACCUCCUGUGUUCUAUGGGUGUUAUUUGAUUUGUUUAUUUGAGUACAGUGGGGCUGUAUGUUUUAUGUCUAACCAUUUUAUUUCCUUAUUCAUAAGAUAACCAUUUUCACCCAGUAAGUCACCCAGUAAGUCAGAAUAACCCACAAUAUGAAAUGUUUUUAUGUUACAAGUGCCAACAAGAUUAUGUCAGCCUUUCCCCAUGUUAAGAUUCUCAUAUUCACAUCAUGUGGUUUGGGAAUUGCUGUGAUUAAUUCAGAGUAGCAUUACACAGACAACACAGUGUGUGCUGAAGAGAAGAACUGGAGGAUUAGGAGAGCUAAGGGGAAUGUAGACAGCAUGAGAGACUGUCGUGAAAACCUCUGAAAUGAACAUAAAAUGAUUAGCUGUUACUGUUGAAGGCUGUAACAGCAUCUGCAAACAGAAUGUAUCCCACAUGCCCACAGCAAUCUGAAUUGGAUGAUGAAAUCCCUUAAAUUGCACCACUGAACACAUAAGCAAAGCUGUUAUUAUUAGGUAAUUUCUUCACAUUUUUUGUGUUGCUAUUUUGUCAUGUAGGCUAUUGUUUUGAAUCAAUCAACAUGUAAAUCCCUGUCUACAUCUCACAAUGGUACAUUUUGGUUUAUUGUUAUUAAGAGGAGCAAAACAUUGGUUGUUCAUCACUGUGUGUGCUAAUAGUCAAGUUGCAACUGAAACACAAUAUACUUUAAUAUUCUAUAAACCAAAAUGAUCAGAGGACAUCCAUUUACUGUAGAGCAACACUUUAUGAGAAAGCAUGAUCUUACAUUUCAUUAGAAUAUCUAACACGUCACAGUUCACAAUGUAAUAUAUAAUAUUAUAGCAUAGGAUAUAAUAAAGCAUAAUAUAGCAUAUUGAUAUUAUGGAGAUUUUUUUUGUUAUGUUGGUUUACCACUUUUGUCAAAUGAAUGAUUGGCAUCGGAUUUCAAAUUCCAUUAUUGUUUUUCUUUUCAUUAGCAGCAUGACAAUUAAAACUAAAAACAGUACCACAUUGCAGUGCAAUUUAUUUUACAUUAAUUCUUUGGAAAUAUUUUGUACAUUUCUUAUCUGAGGGAUGACGUGCAAAAGUAUUUUUUAUAAUAUAUUUACAUUUAUUUCAUUGCAAUUAUAAUUAUAUGGCAGUUUUCUUUUUGAUAUUCUGUGUGAAAAACAUACAUUGUUGAAAGUCUUUUACAGUGGCUUGAGAUCAUGUUCCCCAAAAUGAAAGAUUUUACAACUUAAUUUUGUGUUAUUUUAGUUCAGUAUUGUAUGUCAGGCCUGAGAUUGCAUAUGUAAUGUGAUUUUGUCUUAAUAUAAAACAUUAAACAAGCCUUGCCAUA